UUGCCUUCAAAUUCGGACUCAUCUCCACCCUCAGCUGCUUUACCGGGUUUUUAUGUAUUCAUCUUUAGUAGGAGGGGGGUGAAGAUGCUGAGCAGCAGACGCCGGUGCGCGUCUACAGAGAUCCUCACACUUGAUGCCCCUCUCAGCAGAGAUGGUUGAGCCCUCGUCCAGGUUGCUGUGUUCCUCUCCAAAAACCCAGUCUCACUCACUCCUCUCCUAUCAGCUGACGCUGCGCGGCGGGCGGCUCGGUCUGCUUCUCCUGUGAGGAGGGAACCCACUUCGACCUGCCACAGCGAGACGCCAGGCUGCACGCUUAUGUUGUAGUUGAGAACAUGAAGGGGAUUUACAGGGACGGAUCCUACGACGGAUCUAUUGAACUGCGGGACGUUUUCAACAGGAGAUGCGUUAAAUGUGGCCGGAGGGACUUUGUUCAAGCCAAAACGAUGCGGAUUAGGACGGGAGUUGUUUUCUGGAACCUCAUCUUUUCACUGAUGUUCACUUGUGUGAAAGGUUUUAUCCAUACAUGUGGAGGCACGUUAAAAGGAAGGAAUGGGACGAUAGAAAGCCCUGGGUUUCCAUAUGGAUAUCCAAAUGGAGCGAACUGUACCUGGGUGAUUGUUGCCGAGGAGGGCAACAGGAUCCAUAUAGUUUUUCAAUCUUUCGCAGUGGAGGAGGAAUAUGACUUUUUAUCUUUGUAUGACGGGCAUCCACACCCGGCUAACUUCAGGACGAGGUUAACAGGAUUUUCCAUCCCUGCUCCUGUAACCAGUUCUGGCUCCAUUUUUUCGUUGAGGCUUACCAGUGACUUUGCAGUAAGCGCUCAUGGAUUUAAGGCAGCUUAUGAAGAACUGAGAAGCAGCUCGUGUGGAAACCCAGGAGUUCCCCCCAAAGGCAUCCUGAAUGGGACUCAGUUCAAUGUGGGUGACAAGAUUCGCUACCGGUGCGUCACAGGCUACGUCCUGGAUGGUCAUUCGCUCCUCACCUGUGUCACCACCUCUGCUGGUGUGUCCGUGUGGGACUUCCCAGUGCCCAUCUGCAGAGCGGAGGACACGUGUGGCGGCACCCUGAGGGGCUCCAGCGGGCUCAUCUCCAGCUUCGAUUUCCCCGGCGGUGACUCCCCUGGCACCGGCGGAGGAGCUGGUGGUGCUGGAGGCCUGGGCAGCAGCGGGGAGUGUAAGUGGACCAUACUGGCAGAUCCGGGCGACACCAUAUCUCUGGUGUUCACCGACUUUCAGAUGGAGGAGAAGUCUGAUUAUCUGGAAAUUGAAGGAUCUGAACCGACAACCAUCUGGUUAACUGGAAUGAAUAUCCCAGCUCCCAUCAUCAGCAACAAAAACUGGCUCCGGCUGCAUUUUGUAACGGAGAGCAACCACCGCCACAAAGGCUUCAGGGCUCAGUAUCAAGUGAAAAGCUCUGGAGAGCUUAAAUCCAGAGGGGUAAAAUUAUUACCAGGAAAGGACAACACUAACAAACUGUCUUUGAUGAACGAAGGGGGCAUCAAACAGGUGUCUAAUUACUGCCCCGACCCAGGGGAGCCGGAGAAUGGCAAACGGAUUGGUUCUGACUUCAGCAUCGGAGCAACUGCUCAAUUUACCUGUGAUGAGGACCAUGUGCUGCAGGGUUCCAAAACGAUUACCUGCCAGCGCGUAGCCGAAGUCUUCGCAGCUUGGAGCGACCACAGGCCUGUCUGCAAGGUUAAAACGUGUGGGUCGAAUCUGCAGGGACCGUCGGGGACUUUUACAUCGCCUAACUUCCCCAUCCAGUAUGAGAGCAACUCCCAGUGUGUGUGGAUCAUCACUGCCAGUGAUCCCAACAAGGUUAUUCAGAUCAACUUUGAAGAGUUUGACUUGGAAAUUGGAUACGAUUCACUGACCAUUGGAGACGGGGGAGAAGUGGGGGACUCUAAAACAAUUAUUCAAGUGCUGACUGGGAGUUUUGUCCCAGACCUGAUUGUAAGCAUGUCCCAUCAGAUGUGGCUUCAUCUCCAGUCGGAUGAGAGCGUGGGCUCGAUAGGCUUCAAGAUCAACUAUAAAGAAAUUGACAAAGAGAGCUGCGGCGACCCCGGUACGCCUCUCUAUGGCUACCAAGAGGGCACUGGGUUUUUAAAUGGAGAUGUCCUUCGCUUUGAGUGCCAGUUUGGAUUUGAGCUCAUCGGCGAGAGGAUGAUAACCUGCCAAAACAACAAUCAGUGGUCAGCAAACAUCCCCAUCUGCAUAUUCCCCUGUUUCUCCAACUUCACCGCACCCAUGGGGACAGUGCUGUCUCCCGACUACCCAGAGGGCUACGGGAACAAUCUCAACUGUGUGUGGUUGAUUAUCACCGAACCCGGCUCCAGGAUUCAUCUGGCCUUCAACGACUUUGACCUGGAGCCUCCCUACGACUUCCUUACUAUCAAAGAUGGGGAUCAGUCGGGCGCCAUGAUGCUCGGGCGUUUCUCUGGAGCAGAAGUGCCAUCACAUCUGACCUCCAACAGCAACAUCCUGCAGCUGGAGUUUCAGGCUGAUCACUCGAUGUCAGGACGAGGAUUCAACAUCACCUACAGCACAUUUGGACACAACGAGUGUCCUGACCCCGGCGUUCCUUUGAACGGUCGGCGUUUUGGGGACAGUUUCCAACUGGGUAGCUCCAUCUCUGUGGUUUGUGAAGAGGGCUUCAUCAAGACACAAGGAGCUGACACCAUCACGUGCCAUCUAGAGGACGGGAAGGUGAUGUGGAGUGGACUCAUACCUAAAUGUGAAGCUCCUUGUGGGGGGCACUACUCAGGGCCGUCUGGUGUCAUUCUCUCCCCGGGCUGGCCAGGAUACUACAAAGACUCCCUGAGUUGUGAGUGGGUCAUUGAGGCUGAGGCGGGACGCUCCGUCAAGAUUAGCUUUGACAGGUUUCAAACAGAGCUCAGUUACGACUUUCUGGAGGUGCACGAUGGCCCCAACCUGCUGUCGCCUCUGAUCGGCUCAUUCAAUGGAACUCAGGUCCCUCAGUUUCUGUUCAGUAGCAGCAACUUCCUGUAUUUGCUCUUCACCACUGAUAACAGUCGGUCAAAUAGUGGCUUCAAGAUCUUUUAUGAAGUGGUCACGCUGGACACAUACUCCUGUAUGGAUCCUGGUAUCCCAGUGAAUGGUGCACGCCUGAACCACGACCUGUCCAUUGGCUCUACUGUAUCAUUCCAGUGUGAUCCAGGUUAUAGACUCAGCCACGAGGAAAUGCUGGUUUGUGAAAAGAACCACUUUUGGAGCCACCCCCUGCCCACUUGUGAUGCGUCAUGUGGUGGAGAUAUCAGAGGACCCGCUGGGAUCAUCCUGUCACCUGGAUACCCAGAGCUCUACCCAAACUCUUUAAAUUGUACAUGGACUGUUGAAGUCAGCCAUGGGAAAGGUGUCCAGUUCACUUUUCACACUUUCCACCUGGAGGAUCACCAUGACUACCUGCUGAUAACAGAAAAUGGCAGCUUCGCUCAGCCUCUGGCUCGACUCACUGGCUCGGAGAGGCCGGCGCCGGUUAACGCCGGCCUGUAUGGGAACUUCAAGGCCCAGCUGCGCUUCAUUUCUGACUUCUCCAUAUCUCUACAGGGAUUCAACAUCUCCUUCUCAGAGUACAACCUGGAGCCCUGUCAGGAUCCUGGAACGCCUCGGUUCGGAUGGCACACAGGCUCCAGGUUCGGCAUCGGUGACUCGCUGUCGUUUUUCUGCAACACCGGUUAUCGCCUGCAGGGGGCGAGGGAGAUUGUGUGCCUGGGAGGUGGCCGCCGCAUGUGGAGCGCCCCUCUGCCAAGGUGUGUGGCUGAGUGUGGAUCCACGGUCUCCAAAAACGAGGGGGUUCUUCUGUCCCCAAACUUCCCAAUGAACUACGACAACAGCCAUGAAUGUGUCUACAGCAUUCAGGUCCAAACAGGCAAAGGCAUCAACAUCACCGCCAGCACCUUCCAGCUCGCGCAAGGUGACAUCCUUAAGCUGUACGAUGGAAAAGAUGGAACAGCUCCCCUUCUGGGCACCUACACUGGGACACUGAUGCAAGGCCUUUUCCUCACCAGCACUUCCAACUUCCUGUGGCUUGAAUUCUACUCGGACCAGGAUUCAACAGCAGCUGGGUUCCGCCUCAUAUACCACUGCUUUGAACUUUCCCACUGCGAUGAUCCCGGUGUUCCACAGUUUGGUUUCAAAACCAGUGACCAGGGACACUUUGCUGGAAGUUCGAUUGCUUUUGGCUGUGAAAAAGGCUACACCCUGCACGGCAGUGCCACGCUGAAGUGCAUGACCGGGGAGAGGAGAGCAUGGGACAACAACCUUCCAUCGUGCAUAGCGGAGUGUGGAGGCAGUUUUAAGGGUCAGUCUACAGGUCGAAUCCUCUCUCCAGGGUACCCCUUCCCCUAUGACAAUAAUCUAAGGUGCACCUGGAUUAUUGAGGUCAGCUCUGGAAACAUCGUCAGUCUGCAGUUCCUUGCUUUCGACACGGAGGCAUCUCAUGACAUUCUGAAGGUUUGGGAUGGGCCUCCUGAGAACGAGAUGUCUCUGAAGGAGGUCAGCGGCUCGCUGCUGCCUGAGGGAAUUCACUCCACUCUCAACACUGUUACCAUUCAGUUUGAGACAGACUUUUACAUCACCAAGUCUGGUUUCGCCAUUGAUUUCUCAAGUUCUCUUGCAACAGCCUGCAGAGAUCCAGGUAUUCCCAUGAAUGGUAGUCGCAACGGAGAGGGCCGGGAGCCUGGUGACUCUGUGACUUUCUCCUGUGAUCCGGGAUAUGAAUUGCAGGGAGAGAGCAAAAUCACCUGCAUCCAAGAGGAAAACAGAUACUACUGGCAACCCAGCCCUCCAAGCUGCAUAGCUCCAUGUGGAGGGAAUGUCACCGGGUCCUCUGGAUUCAUCCUCUCACCCAACUACCCUCACCCUUACCCACACAGCAAGGACUGUGAUUGGCUCAUUGCUGUUCACUCUGACUACGUCAUUUCGCUGGCUUUCAUCAGCUUCAGCAUUGAGCCCAACUAUGAUUUCCUGUACAUCUACGACGGACCCGACAGCAGCGCUCAUCUCAUCGGCAGCUUCCAGGACAGUAAACUUCCUGAGAAGAUUGAGAGCACUUCUAACUUCAUGUACUUGGCCUUUCGCAGUGAUGGCUCUGUGAGCUACGCUGGCUUUCAUUUGGAGUACAAAGCAAAACUGCGGGAGGCCUGUUUUGAUCCGGGUAAUGUAAUGAAUGGCACAAGAUUGGGAGCAGACUACAAGCUGGGAUCUAUGGUGACAUUUCACUGCGAGGCCGGCUACCUGCCAGGACAUUCCACUCUCACGUGUGUCAUGGGCAACAGCAAGAGACCAGAGUGGGACCGAGCCAAACCCACCUGUCAAGCUCCCUGUGGAGGUCACUUCACUGGUUCAGAGGGAACGGUUUUGUCCCCAAACUACCCACAUAACUACACCAGCGCUCAGAGCUGCGUCUACGACAUCUUUGUGCCUGGAGACUUUGUGCUCUUUGGUCAGUUCGUGGUGUUCCAGACGCUGCCCACUGAUGUGGUUGAGAUCUAUGAUGGACCCUCAGCAGAUUCAGCCCUUCUUUCAUCCAUAUAUGGAUCUCACUCAGGUGAGACUCUUCCUUUGAGUUCAGGAAACAAGAUCACCCUCAAGUUCACCACAAACGGAACUGAAACAGCCAAGGGAUUUCAUUUUGUUUACCAAGCUGUACCUCGGACAAGCGCCACUCAGUGUAGCUCAGUCCCUGAGCCCCGAUUUGGGAAGCGGAUAGGGAAUGACUUUGGCAUUGGGAUGGCGGUGCUGUUUGAAUGCAAUCCAGGCUACACACUCCACGGCUCCACUGCCAUUAGGUGCGAGGCCGUGCCCAAUGCUCUGGCCCAGUGGAAUGGCACGGUGCCCACAUGUGUCGUUCCCUGUGGCGGAGUGUUAACCGAGCGCAGAGGUACUAUCCUCUCUCCUGGGUACCCCGAGCCGUACUCCAACUAUCUGAACUGUGCCUGGAGAAUCUCCGUCCCCGAAGGAGCCGGCAUUCAGAUUCAAGUGGUGACCUUUGCUACAGAGCACAACUGGGACUCUCUGGAUUUUUUUGACGGGGUUGACGGCAAUGCUCCGAGGCUCGGCAGCUACUCAGGCACAACCAUCCCCCAGCUGCUGAACAGCACAUCCAAUAACCUGUUCCUGACCUUCCAGUCUGACAUCAGUGUUUCCUCGGCUGGUUUCCACUUGGAGUACACAGCAAUAGGUUUGGAUUCGUGCCCAGAGCCGCUACCUCCCAGUAACGGUCAGAGAGUGGGGGAUCGCUACACCGUGGGGGACAUGGUUUCCUUCCAGUGCGAUCAGGGAUUCUCUUUGCAGAACUACCCCGUACCUCUGUGCAUAGCUCAGUGUGGAGGCUCCAUGACCGACUUCAGCAGCGUCAUCCUCAGCCCCGGCUUUCCUGGGAAUUACCAGAGCAGCCUGGACUGCACCUGGAGAGUUCAGCUCCCCAUUGGCUUCGGGAUCCACCUGCAGUUUCUCAACUUCUCCACAGAGCCUGUUCAUGACUAUUUGGAAGUGCGCAGUGGGACCCUGGAGACGGGAACAGUGAUUGAUCGGUUCAGCGGCCCCAUGGUGCCCAGCUCUCUCUUCAGCACCACCCACGAGACCACUCUCUUCUUCCAUAGCGACUAUUCCCAGAACAAGCCUGGUUUCCACAUUGUCUACCAGGCAUAUGAGCUACAGCGGUGUCCCGACCCACGUCCGUUCCAAAACGGCAUUGUGAUCGGUCAGGACUACAGCGUGGGCAUGACGGUCUCAUUUGAGUGCCUGCCAGGUUACACUCUACUCGGCGAGCCAUCACUCACGUGUCUGCAUGGAGUCAGCAGAAACUGGAAUCACCCCAUCCCCCGCUGUGAAGCUCUUUGCGGUGGGAAUAUAACUUCUAUGAACGGCACCAUUUAUUCUCCUGGACACCCUGCUGAGUACCCACAUUUCCAGGACUGCAUGUGGACCGUCAGAGUACCUCCAGGUUAUGGCAUCUACAUAAACUUCUCUGUGAUCAACACAGAGCCCAUCUACGACUACAUCACUGUUUGGGAUGGACCCGACCAGUCCUCCCCUCAGAUCGGCCAGUUCAGCGGCAGCUCCGCACAAGAAGGCGUUUCCACCACUGCCAAUCAGGUGCUCAUCAAGUUCCACAGCGACUUCAGCACUAGCGGCUUCUUUGAGCUUCAAUACUACGCUUACCAGCUGAGAACGUGUCAGCCGCCCCCUCCUGUCGCCAACGCCACCAUCCUAACUGAUGAUGACGAGUUUGAAAUAGGGGACAUUAUCCGCUACUCGUGCUUGCCCGGCUUCACCUUGGUGGGCAGUGAGAUUCUGACCUGUCGACUCGGAGAGCGGCUGCAGAUGGAUGGGCCACCACCUGUCUGUCAAGUUCAAUGUCCAGCCCACGAAGUGCGUUUCGACUCAACGGGGGUGAUCUUAAGUCCCGGUUACCCUGAACACUACCCCAAUCUUCAGAUGUGCUCCUGGUUGAUCAACGUGGAGAAAGGCUACAACAUCACUCUGCACUUUGAGCUCUUUGAAACUGAGAAAGAGUUUGACUUCUUGGAAAUAUUUGACGGUCCCAACAUCUACAGCCAAAGUCUGUCCACACUCAGCGGUUACAUUGAAACACCUUUCAAUCUGACAACCUCCGGCCACCAGCUCCUGAUCCGCUGGACCUCUGAUCACGGCACCAACCACCGCGGCUUCCACAUCAGAUAUGUGGGUGAGUAUCAAACGAUGUACUGCAGUACCCCCGACUCUCCUCAGCAUGGCUUUGUGGUGAGCCAGACGGGGGGUCAUCUCGACAGCAUGGUGCGCUGGGCUUGUGACAGAGGCUACAAGCUGAUCGGAAAAGGCACAGCUGUGUGCAAGAAGACCCCCUAUAGCUACUAUGCCUGGGACGCACCAGUCCCCGCCUGUCAAGCUGUGUCAUGCAGUGUGCCCACUGCGCCAGUGAAUGGAGGUGUGCUUGCCGCUGAUUACUCCGUCGGCACACGGGUGACCUACUUCUGCAACAGUGGCUACCGGCUCUCCUCCAAAGAACUGACGACCACAGUCUGCCAGCCGGAUGACACCUGGAGCAAUCACAACAAGAUACCGCGGUGCAUCGUGAUGUCGUGCCCCAGCCUUAGCUCGUUUUCUCUUGACCACGGGAGAUGGAGGAUAGUCAACGGUUUGCACUAUGAGUUUGGGACUAAAAUAAUCUUCAGCUGCAACCCUGGGUUCUAUCGCGUCGGCCCGGCUCACAUUCAGUGUCUGGCCAACGGAGUGUGGAGCUGGAGGAAUGAGCGACCUCGGUGCAGAAUCAUUUCCUGUGGUGAUCUUCCCACUCCUCCUGAUGGGAAGAAAAUCGGGACUCAGACUACCUUCGGAGCGUCGGCUAUUUUCAGCUGCAACCUUGGCUACGUUUUAACCGGAUCUACCGUUAGAGAGUGUCUCCUAUCAGGCCUUUGGAGUGGGAUGGAGACAGAGUGUCUGGCGGGUCACUGUGGCGUUCCAGAGCAGAUUGUGAAUGGUCAGGUGAUCGGAGAAAAUUUUGGCUACAGAGACACGGUGGUCUACCAAUGCAACCCUGGGUUUAGGCUCAUUGGCUCCUCGGUGCGGAUCUGUCAGCAAGACCAUAACUGGUCUGGAUAUCUCCCAGUUUGUAUCUCGGUCACGUGCAGCCACCCUGGCAGUCCCAUCUAUGGGCGCACCACAGGCGAUGGCUUCAACUACAAUGAUGUGGUGCGCUUCUCCUGCAACAAAGGCUACACCCUGGAAGGCCCCUCUACAGCUCAGUGCCAGGCCAGUCGCCAGUGGAGCCAGCAGCCCCCGACAUGCAGAGUCGUUAACUGCACCGAUCCCGGCAUUCCUGCCAAUUCCAUUCGGGAGAGUAAAAUUGAACAUGGGAACUUCACAUUCGGCAGUGUUGUCUUCUACGACUGCAACCCUGGAUAUUACCUGUUCGGCUCAUCUGUGCUCACCUGUCAGCCGACGGGAUACUGGGACAAACCUCUCCCAGAAUGCAUUGAGGUGGACUGUGGUCACCCGGGAACACCCCCCAAUGCAGCAAUGAUGGGGGAGAAGUUCACGUUUGGAGCCACGGUGCGAUAUUCCUGCCUCGGAGAUCGUCUGCUUAUCGGAGACUCAUCACUCACUUGUCAGCUGAAUGGUCACUGGACUGGUCCUCUGCCUCACUGCUCAGGCGACUCUGUGGGCACCUGUGGGGAUCCUGGCACACCUGCCCAUGCCAGCAGGGAAGUGGGGAACUUUAAAGUGCGCAGCAAGGUGCGUUUCACCUGUGCAGUGGGACACACACUGUACGGCUCGGCGGAGAGGAUCUGCUUCCCCAAUGGGACCUGGUCGGGCAAGCAGCCCUUCUGCAAACCGGUGCAGUGCGGGAACCCAAGCACACCCGCUCAUGGACGCCUUUUCCGCGUGGAUGGAACCACUUUCUCCCACUCCAUUGUGUAUUCUUGUAUGGAGGGAUAUUUCCUCACCGGGUCGCCCACACGGCAGUGCCUGGCAAACGGCACUUGGUCCGGAUCAGCUCCAAACUGCACAAUGAUCACUUGUGGGGACCCUGGUAUUCCAGCAAACGGACUUCGAUUUGGUGAUGAUGUCACCGUGGGUCAGAAUGUGACAUUCAUGUGCCAGCCGGGUUAUGUGAUGAUAGGAGGAGAAAGCACCAUCAGCAGGACCUGCACCAACAAUGGAACCUGGAGUGGAGUCAUGCCAGCAUGCCAAGUGGUGAUAUGUCCCACACCUCCCUCCGUACCCAACGGCCGCCUGGAGGGCUCGGUUCUGGAGUGGGGCUCCAGCCUGAGCUACGGCUGCCUGCCUGGCUAUGAGCUCUCCUUCCCCGCUGUGCUUACCUGUGCCGGCAACGGAACGUGGAGCGGAGACCUGCCUCAGUGCUUACCCAAGUUCUGUGGAGAUCCUGGCGUUCCUGGCAGAGGAAAGCGUGACGGACGCAGUUUCAUCUUUAAGUCAGAGGUGACAUUUAGCUGCAGUGCCCCCUACAUGCUGGUUGGAUCAUCAACACGCAUGUGCCAGGAAGAUGGCUCUUGGAGUGGAUCCCAGCCUCGAUGUAUAGAGCCUACGAGAACCACAUGUGAAAAUCCAGGAGCACCUGACCAUGGCUUCAUGAAUUACACUACAGGCUUUAAGGUGGGCAGCAGAAUAGACUUCCAGUGCCAACAGGGACACAUACUGCAAGGGUCCACCACCAGGCUGUGUCUGCCAGACCUCACCUGGACCGGCGUCCAGCCUAGCUGCAUCCCUCAUUCCUGCAAGCAGCCGAGGAGCCCAGCCAAUGCAGACGUUCUGGGUCUGGACCUGCCCUCCUAUGGGUACACUCUGGUGUACACCUGUCAGCCAGGUUAUUUCCUCUCUGGGGGGUCCGAGCACCGUGUCUGCCGCUCUGACGGCAGCUGGACUGGCAAGGUGCCUGUGUGCAGAGCCGGAUCCAAAUCGCAAGAGAAAUUUGUCAAACCCGUCCCAGGGACACCGAGCCCCAAGAUGAAGGUUCCUGACAAUGUGUUUGCCCCUGACUUCGUGUGGAGGGGCUCCUAUGACUUCAAGGGCCAGAAGCAGCCGAUGAGUCUGACAGUGACCAGCUUUAACGCCACAAGUGGAAAAGUUAAUGUAACUUUAACAGACAGCAGCGUGGAGUUUCUGCUCUCUGGAGUCUACAAACGACAGGAGGCUCGGUUGUCGCUGCUGCUGUACCAGAUGAGAGCGUUGGCCUACAGCUCCCUGAGCAGGAUUACUGAUGAGAACUGGACAAUGGACGGAUUUGUUUCGGCUGAGCCUGAGGGUGGAAGCUUCGUGUUCCAAGGCUUCAUACAGGGUAAAGACUAUGGGCAGUUUGGGCUGCAGCGGCUUGGAUUGACUCUGAGAGAGAACGCCACCCUCCCGGACCCCGAAACCAAUGAAUCCUCCAACAGCAGCUCUGUUGCUGUUGCUAUCCUCGUGCCUUUCUUCGCUCUCAUCUUUGCAGGCCUUGGAUUUUAUCUCUACAAGCAGAGAAAAACGGAUAAAGCGCAGUACACGGGAUGUUCCGUCCACGAGAACAAUAACGGACAGGCCACAUUUGAGAACCCCAUGUACAACACAAACACGAAAGCUGCUGAGGGGAAAGUCGUCCGCUUCGACCCCAACCUCAACACCAUCUGCACCAUGGUUUGAUGUCUGCUGACUGACAGCGUAACGUGACGAUAAAGUGGACAGAGACGAUUUUCUCACUCUUUUGUUGGCACAGCAAACAUACGGUUUUGCUCUAAAACACAAAGCACACUUUCUGCAAUGAUUAAAAUUGUUGCAGAUGACUGCAUUCACCAUAAAAGUUGAAAGAGAAAGGGUGGGCAACACCUUCUCGGAUCUCAUCUUUUUGCACUCUGUGAGUGUUGGCUCCUGGUUAAAUAAAUUCAAAAAGCUAAAUUUGAGCUCAGUAGUUUCACUGUUAAAGGGGGUAUUUCACAAAACCAAAUAACAUCACUUUUUUCUAAAAGCUUAAAAAUAAUUUUAUCCUGACAGGAUUUUCAUUCUUUAAUCAGUCCUGGUGAGAAUUAUGCUCCUUUAUGGAGAAUGGGAACUUCUGCACUGUGGGUUGAUCAACGUAAUCUGUUUUCUUUUUUCCGAGCAGUAAGCGAGAAGGAGGAGGCGGAGCCGCAGCGCCAGACAGGAAGCAGGCUCUCUCUCUGAAUCGUGUCAGUCCUGUAUUCUGUUCCGAGUUAUACGGUCAAUUAUGUCUCUUAAUUGGACGGUUCCUCUUACUGACGAGAUAUACGGCCGGGAGUUAGCUGCUGAAGUGAACCACAAUUUUUCAAGCACCGCUGGGAACUCUAGGGCUUUUAUUGUUACUGUGCAGGUUCUCUGACAACAGCAGAGUGUGUUUUCUUCACCAGAGAUCCAUUCUGCAUCAGGUUUAUUACCAAGUUGGGUGCAAUCAGUUUGCUUUGGACAGAUGCAUUUGUUAGGCCUAACCCUUUGAAUUUGCUGACUAGUCGAGUACUCUUUUAUCUAGUCUGUUAGUCACCCGGAGACGCGCUUACACCAGAAAAGAUUUUUAAAAUUCACUAAACAGAAAUGUUUUGGUUUCUGAAUAACAAGUUUAGAGUGAGUAAGCCCAGCGUCGAUCGUAAAUCUCUAAGUAGGAGUUUUCUCGCUUGAUUUUAUGAAGUUUUAUUUCACGACAAGUUCAAGAACAUUUUCUGACAGUGCACAGAGCCUACAGCCGGCCAGAUUUCCCAGAGGUUUAUUUAAGUCUGGAUGCACUAACACCAGUUCAGUAUGUGUCGUGUUAACGUCUUGCUUUAUGCUCAUUAAAAUUCUGAAAUGCUUCUGCCUUAUUUUAGAGUAAAGGACAUACAGAGGUGAGAAAAAGUGCAACCACUUAAACUAUUCCUAGUUUCUCGAGCUGUAAAGUGUAUUUGUUUCUCUGAUUUUCUUUGGGGGAGCUGUGCCUUAGACAGAGAACUCUUAUUUAGCACUCCUACUCACAGCGCUUCAUGAAUAUUUGGCCUUGGCCUCUUUUGUUCACCCUCUCCGACACGAGUCGUCUCCACGUCUCAUCAGCUUCUGCCAACAAAUGUACAGUACACACAAAAGAAUUUGCACACUCGACCACGAGCCACCGUCACUCAAGACCAGCUGUGGUUUGGAAAUGAAAAGACAAAUUCAUCGCUGUCAUCACAUUUCUACAUCAUUGCAGUGCCUUGAAUCCUGUUUGGGCAGAUGUUUUGAAGGGAAACGUUUAUUUCAUUUGUAAAACUGCACACUGGUGUAAUUUCUCUGCAAAGUUUGCAAUGAUUUAGCAGAGUGAUGUCAGAUGGUUUCUGGAGAGAAGGCGAAAAGCAGCUCAGUUUCAUACCUGUGCAUGUCGGCAAACAGCGCUCUAGUACAGCAGUUGCUGCUAUCCUACUUUGUAUCCCUCUCUUGACUCAUGUCAUUGCCACUCCAUUUUGUACAUUUAUACAGUUUUGAUGCUCGAUGGCACUCUUUGACGACGUCUUGUGUUAUGGAUAUGUAAUAUAUUUUGCGAGUUCACGUUUCUUAUGGGUGAGAGCAGAAAUGCACCAACAGAAUACUUUGAGUCUGUCACCCAGAGGCUCUGGAGCAAAGUAGGAAACUUUUAAAACGUGCCACAAAAUUGUUAUCUCAUUCAAGAACCCGUGUGUGUGUGUGUGUGUGUGUGUGUGUGUGUGUGUGUGUGUGUGUGUGUGUGUGUGUGUGUGUGUGUGUGUGUGUGUGUGUGUGUGUGUGUGAAUAUGUACAUAUUACAUAACUUUUGUAAAGAGAUCUAUUUUUUAUGCAGAGAAAGCAUUUGUAAGUUAUUGAAUAUGUUGUGUAAAAUUUCACAUGUAAAUGUCAUGUAAGAUCAAAAUAAUUUUGUAUUUUUUCUUUAAUGACAAUGUAUAAAGUGUUCAUUUAUAUUAAAAAACUUCAAAUGA
This is a messenger RNA of Nothobranchius furzeri (turquoise killifish), 13423 nucleotides long. The record is from RefSeq and is a predicted model, not a curated record. Lineage: Eukaryota; Metazoa; Chordata; Actinopteri; Cyprinodontiformes; Nothobranchiidae.